CAAAAAAAAAAAAGUGCAUAUAUGUUUGUUACAAGUUGUGUUUUUAAUCGCUAAUCGCGUUUCCAUUUCGUGGAGUUUUGUGAAGUGGAAAAUUCCUGGUUUGUCUUUUUGUGGAUUUUUGGUUCCGUAGAAACCUACUUGAAAAGAGCAGUGCAAUGUCUAAAGAAGAAGGAAACGUGGACCAAAACGCCAUAAGCUCAGAAAAAGUACAAAACGGGGGAAGUGUAAACGCGAGGGCGGUGUGUAAUGUGUGUAAGCGCCUCUUUCGGGAUCCAAAAAUCUUACCGUGUCUCCACACCUUCUGCUCGGACUGUAUCGCUCAGCUGGAGCCGUUCUCGCCGUCCUCCUCCUCCUGGGCCGGAGCGGUCAGACGCGGCAGUGGUGGCGAGGGCUCCGUGACGGUACUGUGUCCGGAAUGUGACUCUGAAGUGGACUUACCGACUAUGGGACCGGCCGGGCUCAGCACAGACCACUUGGCUCUGGAUGAGGUGUUUCUGGAGACGCUGGUGACAGACGGUCCGCUGCCCUGUGACCUCUGCGGGGAGGGAGCCGCGGAGAGCCGCUGCGAGAUAUGCGCCAUCAAUCUGUGCGAGUUCUGCUGCCAGGCUCAUAGGCGUCAGAAACGGACCUCCUCUCACUCAGUUCAGGCUCUCCAUGAGCUGAAGUCCCGUGGUCGUCUCUGUCGUCCGGUCCUCUGUUCCCUCCACCCGGGGCAGGAGCUGCGACUCUUCUGUCAGCCCUGUGAUGUGCCCGUGUGCCUGGAGUGUGCCGCCACUCUGCAUCGGGACCACUGCUGUUCUCCCACACAUGACGUCAUUGAUGGACAUGGAGACCGCAUCCGGGAACUGGUCUCAGUCCAUCUGCGUCCUCGUUUGGAGCGCCUGGAGGAGUCACUUCAAAAGGUGGAUGAGUCCCAGGAUCUCCUAACGUCCCGUGUGGAUGAAGUGGCACAGGAGGUGAGGGCAUUUGCUCGAGGAUAUGCCAGUGCUGUGGAGGCCCAUUGUCUGUCUCUGCUGCGCCGCCUAGAGGAACUACACAAACAGCGCAGAAACCAGAUACACUUACAGAGGGCUCAACUGCGCCAGGCUCUGGUGGAUGUCCGAGGUGGAGUGGAGUUUGCUGAAAGACUUUUAAGCUGUGGUUCAGAUGCGGAGAUCCUUAGUGCUAAAAGAGUGACCCUGCAAAGACUGAGCAGCCUGUCUGAAACUAGCUAUGACCCACAAUCUGUGGCAGGAGUUGAUGAUGGCUCCAAUAUCUGCUUUUUGCCCUCUGAGCCAGCAGGAGAUGUCAAUGGCUAUCCAGUUGUUGGAAUAAUCCACGGGAAGACAGCAGACCCCAGCAAGUGCUCAGUGGAAGGAGAAGGAUUGCAGCAGUGUAGUUUUGGCCAGUCUGGACACUUCACACUGGUCUGCAGGGACUCAGGAGGGGAUCAGCUGACCCGAGGAGGAGAGCACGUUGUGGUCAGCAUCGUCCAUAAAGAAAAGAGAAACUGUACCAUCGUGUCAUCCGUAGUGGACAACAGUGAUGGGACCUACAGUGUUUCAUACACUCCUGAAGAGCUUGGGCCUUACUCUGUGUGGGUUUGUGUAAAAACACAACAUGUCAAGGGAUCCCCAUUCACACUGAACAUAAAGAGGAAGCCGAGGCGCCACAGUGGGAUGUUUCAUUGCUGUUCUUUCUGCUCCAGCGGAGGGUCCAAAGAGGCUCGGUGUGGCUGCCCGGGAACUAUGCCAGGGGGAUUUAAAGGUUGUGGGCAUGGACAUAAGGGGCAUCCAGGGAAGCCGCACUGGUCGUGUUGUGGCAGUACAGUGGAGAAGUCUGAGUGUUUACCUGAGAGUGUGAUAACUGCUGUUUCUGCGCGCGGGCACCUGAGGACUGUGGAGCUCUGAGAGAAAACAGGCAGGAAUUGUCAAGAUGAUGAAACAAAGCCACUAAAGGAGCAAGACAACCAUAACGUACUGUGGUGUUAACUCAGUGUUGUUUCAAAUUGUUGUUGUUGUUUAAAUGUGCCUUUACUGAUACACUGGAGUUUUUUCUCAACUAGGUAAACCUAAUUACAGUAAUAUAUUAAUACUUUUCUUAUGGUGCUCAACACAAAGGUGCACUGUGAAACUUCUCUGGUGGAUGGUACAUGUCUUCCUUGUUUCCAUGGAAAUAUUAUUGCUUUCCCCUCUAAUAUUCCACAGUAUGGGAUUAAACACCAGGCCAAGUUACAAUUCCAAUCUGUACAUAAGUAAUAAUGCAUGCUUUUUCCCACUAUAUUUUUUGUGAUAAAAACAUCUGUAAUAAAUACAAUACAUCACAUUGUGGAACAUUUUAGGUUAAGCAAUAACAUGGAAAGUUAAAUAGUCAACUUUAAUGUACAAUAUGUUUGAUGUUUAGUAUCAUAUUAUAAAGUUGACUUAUAUUGCCUUAAAAAUGCUGCUAAUAUACCUUACACUCUAAAAAACAAAUAUAAUUUUAUAUAAUUCGAAUGACAUGCCUUAUUUCAAAUUAGUUAGUAUAAGCAAUAUGUACUAAAUGUAACCAAAUCUGAAACUAUAUUCUUAUAGACUCAUAACAUGCUUUAUUGUGGUACUCUUCAAUACUGUGAGUCAUUUGCUAAUAUAAAAGUCUUACUGUCCAGUUUUGACUGUAUUCCACUUUUGACUGUAUUUUAUGAACCAUGACACAUUAAAUUUCCAUUAUGUACUGCUGUAAUAUUUUGAAUUGUGUAAAUGACUUGCAGUACAAUAGAGUCCAGUUACAAAUGCUGAGUAACACACUUCUUCUUUCAGAAUUUCAAUUUCCAAAAUUAAUAAUAACAUUUACUAUCUAAGUUGAUAUCUACAAUGCAAAAAAAUAAAAAUAAAAAAAACUGCCAGCAAAUGUGACUGUACUAGUGCGUGCUGAAAUUUCAUGACGUCUGAACCACACAAUUUCUUUUCAUACCAGCAGGUGGCAAUGCAUAACUACUUUCCUCCUUUACCCUAAUAACACUAUCUGGCGACUUUUCUCUGCAUUAAAUAUCACCCCUAUUGGUAGAUAAGAAAUGUC
This is a messenger RNA of Boleophthalmus pectinirostris (great blue-spotted mudskipper), 3036 nucleotides long. It is a transcript of the gene trim45, whose product is annotated as tripartite motif containing 45. Gene Ontology annotation, cellular component: nucleoplasm; chromatin. Lineage: Eukaryota; Metazoa; Chordata; Actinopteri; Gobiiformes; Gobiidae. The coding region runs from base 156 to 1889 and encodes 577 amino acids. Gene Ontology annotation, biological process: positive regulation of DNA-templated transcription. The record is from RefSeq and is a predicted model, not a curated record. Gene Ontology annotation, molecular function: zinc ion binding; protein binding; ubiquitin-protein transferase activity. The transcript is spliced from 8 exons.